Messenger RNA from Drosophila serrata, 832 nucleotides. It is a transcript of the gene Tsp42Er, whose product is annotated as Tetraspanin 42Er. Gene Ontology annotation, cellular component: plasma membrane. NCBI's taxonomy places the organism in Eukaryota, Metazoa, Arthropoda, Insecta, Diptera, Drosophilidae. The record is from RefSeq and is a predicted model, not a curated record.
GCUAUUUAGUAUAGAAGUAACCUCCGGGGAGCGUGUUUCGGAGCUACGAAAAUUAAUAUCACAUACGUCAUGGGUUGUUCUACGAUAACGGUUAAGUUUCUAGUACUCCUUUUCAACUUCCUGUGCGCGGUACUGGGCCUCGCAACAAUAGUGAUCAAUGCAUUGGCCAUCAAGGAUAUGGCGCCUGAUGGGCGACCCAUUCUGUGGGUAUUCAUAGCACUGGGUUCGAUAGUCUUCCUGACCUCAUUUCUAGGCUGCUUUGGUGCCAUCAAGGAGAGCAUCUGCCUGACCUGGACGUAUGCCAUUACUAUGCUUGCUCUCCUGAUCAUCUCGGUCGUUGUCCUAUUUGUUUUCCGGAUGCAUAUCGAAGGCGCUGUCACUGCCGAGGAUGAGCUUAAUCUUGCUUGGCAGAAGCAAAAGAAUGGCACCGAUGCCAUGUCUGAAUACCAGAACCAAUUCCAUUGCUGUGGUAUCAACGGGGUCAAGGACUAUACCAUCGCAAAUCUGACAGUUCCCGAGAGUUGCUUCGAUCAUGAUACGGCCUACACCGUGGGAUGCCUGAAGGAAAUGGAGAGCUUCUUCGAUGGACUCUGGCAGGGUCCAAAGAUUGUUGUCUGGAUACUGAUGGUUAUUGAGAUCGCUUCUUUCACAUUCUCAACGAUACUGGGUGUGACUUUAAGGAACGAGCAACGUCGCUACGGGUACUGAGAUAUAUGAAUCAGUAAAACUAAGCUAGAAGUAACGAUCUGACUGCAUAGUAUAUUUAUAUUAUUUAACGUUUAUCUUGCACUUUUUGUACCUUGCCAAAUAAAAUUGUUAUAGUUGAAGUAAA